This is a messenger RNA of Panicum virgatum (switchgrass), 1164 nucleotides long. RefSeq names its product RING-H2 finger protein ATL39-like. The record is from RefSeq and is a predicted model, not a curated record. Bases 357 to 836 code for a protein of 159 amino acids. Lineage: Eukaryota; Viridiplantae; Streptophyta; Magnoliopsida; Poales; Poaceae. The transcript has a single exon.
GACGUCGCCCCGCGCCAACGCCUCGACGCGGGCCGUGUCGCUCAAGCCUCCCGCCGGCAGACCCCUUUAUAAAUUGCCGCAGUGGCGGCGCCCCUUCGCCCCAGCAAGCAAGCGCACGCGACCUCGCCUUGCUCACUCACUAGACAAACCCAGCCCAGGCCGCAGCAGAGCAGAGGCCAACAAGCAAAGCAAACACCGCUGCCGCCGCCGGCACCUCAUCACUCCGCUGCUGAGCUGAGCCCACGGAUCCUCGCGCGCACUGCACUGCUGAGCCCGGAAUUCCGUUCCGUUUCCGGCGCCGAGGAGCCAGGGAAGACCGGCAAGUUGGCGGGCAGGUCGACGCCCCAGCCCCAGCUAUGAGCAUGAGCUCCCCAAACUCGUGGCUCUUCUCGGACAGCUCGCGGUACAGCACCCGGGCGCGGCUGCUCUUCAUGGGGCUCUCCUUCGCCAUCGGCAUCCUCACCUUCCUCCUCUACCUCGCCAUCUGGUACCUCUGCAGCAGCUGCCGCCGCGGGCAGCGCGGCAUGGGCGCCGCGGCGGAGGACGGCGGCGACUGCGGCAUGAGCGCGGACGCGAUCGCCGCGCUGCCGACCUUCACCUUGGCGCGCGGCGACGGGCCGCCGGCGCUGGACUGCCCCGUGUGCCUGGGGCAGGUGGAGGCCGGGGAGAAGGCGCGGCGGCUGCCCAAGUGCGCGCACGCGUUCCACGCCGAGUGCGUCGACGCCUGGCUGCGCGCGCACUCCACCUGCCCCAUGUGCCGCGCCGCCGCCGCCGCCGCCACCAAGCACGCCGCCGCCCCGGCGCCGGCGGAGGCGCUGCCACUGCCGCCCGUGUAAUGCGGAGCGGCCGUGGCGUGGCGUGGCGUGGCGUGGCCGGCCGGCGAGCUGGACCCCCGCCGGCUGGGAACUCUUGAAGCCGAUCGAACGCACAUCAGGCAAGCAGCAGCUAGCCAUAGUGACAGAGACACCAGUAUACUGAUACUAGCUAGUGUGGUAACCUACUAGGCUACUAGGAUCAUACAUAUAGAGAGAGAGGCAGAUCCAGGCUUAAUUAUUACCGCAGGGAUUUAUUAUUGGUUUGGUUUGGUUCUUGCUGCCUACUGCUUGUACAAAUGCCCAGCGAUGCUUUAUGACGUCAACUCCUGCUGCUACUGUCCCGAGCUGA